Guillardia theta CCMP2712 is the source of this 523-nucleotide messenger RNA. It is a transcript of the gene CPEA16, whose product is annotated as phycoerythrin alpha subunit. NCBI's taxonomy places the organism in Eukaryota, Cryptophyceae, Pyrenomonadales, Geminigeraceae. Gene Ontology annotation, cellular component: phycobilisome. The record is from RefSeq and is a predicted model, not a curated record. Bases 26 to 454 code for a protein of 142 amino acids. The transcript is spliced from 3 exons.
CCGUCAUUCACUCUUCACCACCGUCAUGCUCCGCGCUGCUCUUCCUCUUGCCAUGGUUGCCUCCGCCGCUGCCUUUGCUCCGGCGUUCCAGCCUGCCCUCCGCACUGGAACUACCAUGUCCAUGUCCAUGGAUAGGAGACAGGUUGUGCAGGGCGCUGCCUUGGCCGGUGCCGUCGCUCCCUUCCUCGGAGGCGUUCAGCAGGCCUCCGCUGCCGCCAAGAUGCCCGCCGAUAGCUACACCCCCAUCAUCACCAUUUUUGAUGCUCGCGGAUGCCCACGUGGUGCUGGAGAGUACGAGGGAUCCCCUGCUGGUGACAACAACGACGAGAUGGCUGUCAAGGUCGUCUUGAGAAAGCUCGAGCCCGACACUGGCUUCGCUGAGCAGAUCAAGGCUGAGACUCUUGGCCUCAUGUCCAAGGGCCCCACCCAGGUCUCUGCAUCAUCCAAGAAGUAAACCGAUUCUUUUCUGAUGUUAAUUUUUUCUCGAAAACCUUUUGUAAUUAUUGAUAAAUGACCGGAACCG